AUGCCACCCUCCUGGGCAUCACCUCCCUGGACCAAUCAGAGCCGCUCACGUGAGCUGGAGUUCGUGCUGCUGGGCUUCUCACACGUGCCCUCCCUGCGCCCAAUGCUUGCAGUGCUCUUCCUGGUUGCCUUCCUGCUCACGUUGCUAGGCAACACGCUCAUCUUCAUUCUCACCAGCCUGGACCCAGGCCUGCGUGCACCCAUGUACUUCUUCCUGCGCCAUCUGGCACUGGUGGAGAUCUGCUUCUCACUGGACGUUUCUCCCCGUCUGCUGGUGACCCUGCUGCAGCCUGGACGCGGGAUGUUCCCCAUAAGCUGUGCCCUACAGCUGCUUCUAGUGCUGUCCUUAGUCACAUCCGAGUGUUUCCUCCUCACGGUCAUGGCCUGGGACCGCUUCCUGGCCAUUUGUAGGCCUCUGCGAUAUGGUGCCAUCAUGAGCUUGAGGCUGUGCCACCUGCUGGCUGCCGCCUGCUGGCUCACAGGAUUACCAAUAUCUGUGGCCCUCACCAUCUGGCUCUUUAACUUCCCAUUCUGUGGGCCACGGGGCAUCAGGCACUUCUUAUGUGAUAUACCACCUCUGCUGAGCCUGGUGUGUGCAGACACCAGAGUCUUCGAGGCUAGUAUGUUCGUUAUCACAGUGUUAGUUAUCAUGGUUCCCUUUAGUCUUAUAGCAACGUCCUACAUCAUGAUUCUGGCUGCGGUCCUUCGGAUGCCAUCAGCGUCUGGGCGCCACAAGGCCCUGUCUACCUGUGCCUCCCACCUCAUUGUGGUGAUUCUGUUUUAUGGCACAACUGGGGUCAUCCAUUUGCGCCCCAAGGCCAGCUACUCUCCUGAGAGCAAGCAAGUGGUGUCCCUGUCAUACACCAUUGUGACGCCCAUGCUCAACCCUCUCAUCUACAGCCUGAGGAACAAGGAGGUCAAGGAUGCCUUCCGGCGUGUCUUCAUUCAGAGACGAGGAACCUUUAUCCCCUGACCUCUAUAGACUUCAUUUACCCAAUCAUUUGGAGAUCAUCUCUACCCAAGUGGUCUUGAGGACCUCGGUGCAUGAGCUGAGCUCCAGGAAUCCAACUGAUGGGAGAGAGGAGGGAUUCUAUAAGUGAGAGACAU
This is a messenger RNA of Peromyscus maniculatus bairdii (prairie deer mouse), 1106 nucleotides long. Lineage: Eukaryota; Metazoa; Chordata; Mammalia; Rodentia; Cricetidae. The record is from RefSeq and is a predicted model, not a curated record.